Molecule: messenger RNA, 866 nt
Organism: Dendronephthya gigantea
Lineage: Eukaryota; Metazoa; Cnidaria; Anthozoa; Malacalcyonacea; Nephtheidae
Product: solute carrier family 49 member 4-like
Exons: 3
Coding region: 327-866 (179 amino acids)
Cellular component (GO): membrane; intracellular membrane-bounded organelle
Source: RefSeq, a predicted model, not a curated record
GACUCAUUGUCUGCAAGGAGAAAAUGCAAGAAAGACAAAAGAUUUUACUCAUCAAUACUCACUGACAAUAAUACUUUGCCGACGUCGGCGUCAUAUGGAAACCAGGCUUAAGAGUUUCAAGGCGAUAUAAUGCCUUGAUAAUAUUGUAUAUUUCGCACAGCUGGGACAAAAUUCGUUCGGCUAACUACACUCUACUGUGGUAUAUUUCGCUUUUGCAAUUGUGUAUUAGUGACUACACUGUUGGACACGUGGAGUAUCGUGGAUUAACCAUCAAUAUAGUGAAUAUACUGUGUUGUAAAUCACUGCAAUCAGACUAAUAUAAAGAAAUGGCUGAAUCUUCAGAGUCUUGUGGUUCACAUGAGAAUGAAUGUAACAAAGUCCUGACAGAGCAUCGCAAAUCAUUGAUAAACUGUCCUCACCCCGACACAGAUUCGGUGAAAAUCUACAAAAGACGAUGGUACAUUCUACUAAUGUACUGUCUGAUAGCCAUUUUACAAAAUAUCAUGUGGAAUACCUGGGGACCAAUUCAAGCGACAGCGAGAGCAGUUUAUGAUUGGGAUGAUUACGUCAUUGAUUUAAUGGCUGCUUGGGGGUGCAUUACAUUCUGUAUCGCAAUGAUACCGUUUGCUUGGAUCAUGGAUGUGAAAGGUCUACGAUUAACAAUGAUUCUCGCAGCUGGAUUGCAAUUCCUUGGCUCCGCGUUGAGAUGCAUUCCAACUGACAGCACACUAGCACACAAUUCAUCAUCUGUCUCGCUGGUGGCAUGUCCCCAGCUGCCCUCAUAUCUUCAACCUGGUUUCCUCCAAACCAACGCACGACUUCAACGGCGAUCUCUACCGUUGCUAGUUACAUUGGGACCGCGCUAG